Ostertagia ostertagi is the source of this 591-nucleotide messenger RNA. The record is from the annotation of a GenBank genome assembly. Lineage: Eukaryota; Metazoa; Nematoda; Chromadorea; Rhabditida; Trichostrongylidae.
AUGAAUGUGAGUUUACUGCCUCCAGCGAGUAGACUUUCCAACCUUCUUCUGUCCUUGUUGACGGCCAUAACGACAUUCACGACGACGUUGUGUUGUGGAGCAGCAUGCGAACGGUUUCACUGCAGUUCAGACGUGUUCCCUCCACGAAUCGUUGAUCCUUACCUUCGUCAGAGUGCUACGUUCAAUUCGCCAUGCUCAUGCCUUCCCGAUUGGAAUUCAAUGUUCUGCAAUUACACGCAAACUGUUGCCACUGCACCAGGGCUUAUUCUUCCGGUCAUGCCAACGAUAUGUGUAUGCAGAAAAUUUGACGACAAUGGAAAUAAAUGUCAGCAAUUUAUCAUUAGGUGCUUCAAUCGAAAAAAUAAGAAGUGCACGUGCUGUUUCAAUCAGCCGAGUGACUACUGCGACCACUUAACGUGUAGAAACGGCGAACCUGAAUUUAGCUCAUCGAAUACCAGUUGCGUUUGUCACCACAAUCCAGCAGACUAUCCCUAUCAUAUAUGCAAAUCACUGAACAUUCGCAACAGCCCCGCUCAAAUCGAAGCUGCCCAAGCGCGACAAAACCCACAGUCGUCUGAUGAGCGGCGUCAG